AUGCACAAACCUAACCCAUGUUAUGCAAACUUGCAUAAUCUGGUCUCUAUUCCUACUGAGCCAAAGUCUAUCAAGUCUGCAAGAAGUCAAUUUGGUUGGUCUGUUGCAAUGGAAGAAGAACUAGCUACACUUGCGGCUAAUAAAACUUGGGAAUUGGUUCCAAGAACUAUUGACAUGAAUGUCAUUGGCUCAAAGUGGGUGUAUGAGGCUAAGCUAAAAGUAGAUGGCACACUUGAAAGACUUAAAGGAAGAUUAGUUGUCAAAGGGUUUAGUCAAUUGGAUGGUUUGGACUUCUCAGAAACAUUUUCUCCAGUUGUGAAGCCUACUACUAUAAGGGUGGAUCUCACUCUUGCCACUAUUAAAAAUUGGGGUACUGCACAGCUUGGCCUACGAAUCAUCUCCAGCAUCACAUUAGAUCUCUAUGGGUUUUCAGAUGCAGAUUAG
Molecule: messenger RNA, 444 nt
Organism: Carya illinoinensis
Lineage: Eukaryota; Viridiplantae; Streptophyta; Magnoliopsida; Fagales; Juglandaceae
Exons: 2
Coding region: 1-444 (147 amino acids)
Source: RefSeq, a predicted model, not a curated record